Aspergillus oryzae RIB40 is the source of this 2916-nucleotide messenger RNA. RefSeq names its product serine/threonine-protein kinase. The record is from RefSeq and is a predicted model, not a curated record. The coding region runs from base 1 to 2916 and encodes 971 amino acids. NCBI's taxonomy places the organism in Eukaryota, Fungi, Ascomycota, Eurotiomycetes, Eurotiales, Aspergillaceae. Gene Ontology annotation, biological process: regulation of mRNA processing; spliceosomal complex assembly; protein phosphorylation. Gene Ontology annotation, molecular function: protein kinase activity; ATP binding. The transcript has 6 exons.
AUGUUGGAUGCUCAAAAAGAAGCCGAAGCCAAGAUCGAUCUCCUCACCUCCUCCAACGGUCCGCUGGUAACUGGCAUCUAUAAGAUCUCCUCUCUGACCAAGGAGGUCAAGACGAAGCGCCAGCUACUCACGAAAAAGUUGACCAAUAUUCAGUUUGCUGCAAAGCAAUUCGACUGGACAAUUCUUCUUGACGCAGCCUCCACCCUGGUCUCGCUACGUGCGGAUCCGAAAUCUAUUGUCGAUACGGUUAAACAAGGCUACGAAAUAUAUAAAAAAGGAACAGACGAAUCAACGGCUAAGAAUCUACACGGUGAUGCAGUGAAGAAAGAGUACAUCAUCGACCAGCUCGCACAAUGUUCCGACACGUUGGAAUCACUAGAAAAAGCCUUCACAACUAGAAAAGACAAUCAGAUCGAGAUUGAUGACCCUGGAGCCCUGAAGAUUAUGGCUACCAAGGGCAACAUCCAGAAGAUUCUUCGCGAGUUCAAGAAUGCCAUUGUGGAGAAAGACAAGAAGGACAUAGAAAGCGCCUUGGAUGAUUACAUUGCUGUUACUCUCAACCGGAACAACGCCGUUCUGGAUUACAACUCCUCCCUGCAGCUACUAUUCGAAGCAAGCAAUGCUCGAGAAUAUAGCAAGAGUCAAGCCGAGUCCCUAGGGCAGAGGAGGCAUACCCUUGACCCGAACACGCCCGCGAUUUUAUUCUGGUUGCGCAAGACACGCGAUAAUAUGCGACUACAGCUCAUGCAACGCUUGAAUUACGAGAGCCGUGCUAUCAGAUUCUGGGGACUGAAAAAGCACCUCGACUAUUCUAGCCCAGGUCCCCUUCGUUCUUUCAUAGAGCUACGAGAUGGUCAGUCAAAGCUGAAUGCGGCCUAUGAGGACAGUCUCAAUAGCUACGCUAAUAAUAUUCGAGUCACAUGGCCACGUGAGGAGAAAGAGAAGGGCUUGUUUUACAUCUUGAGCAAUGCAGAAUUAAAAUCUUUCAAGCAGCGCCAGCGACUUACUACCUCGAAGGGCGACGACGGUGUUUACAGCGCAUCCAUUCGGUUGGAGCCAGGUGCACCCCCGUUUGGCCCUGGUCGUGCAGAUGUCAGAAUUAACCAGGUGCGCUUGUGGCUUCUUGGAGUCGAAGUGAAAGCCGACAAUGCCGGCCGCAAGCAACUGAUGGUGAAAAUUGCCCAUUCUGGAAAUGAAACCUUGGAGAACACUGACAGGCAGGCACUUGGGUUCUCCCACGACGCCGUCAAUAUUCAAUUCGAAUACAAUACGGCCAAAGUCCAAACGCCAGACGAUUUUAAAACCGAUGUCGUGUUCGGUAAGCAAGGGCUCGAGAAUGAUUGGAGUGGCGGUGAUAGUAAGCCAACUGCAUCAACGUUUGCUGCGAUAGGGCCCUUUACUGAGUGGCGCUUCUCUAUUCGUGAGUCCGAGAACGUCGGCUUAGACAUGGGAUCAGUGACAGCUGCAUAUGUUGAAUUUCGGGGAGCCAACCGGCCAUUCUCGGUGGAUUACCGAAAGGCGCCGAUUAAUCCCAUGGUGGAUCAGCGGAUAAAGCCUCAUUCCACAGGGCGGAAGCUCGACAUGAUCGACAUUCCGUAUGGGGCCUUGGCUGAUAACGAGUGGAAAUUUGAACCUAUUACAUUGCCCUGUGAGUGGGUGGAGGACUACCGCCCUGGUGGUUAUCAUCCCGUUGUUCUCGGCGAUAUCUUCAACAACGGUCAGUACAAGGUCAUCCGGAAGCUCGGCGAGGGUUCCUACUCAACCGUCCAUCUUUUGUAUUUUGUAGUUCAUCGUUACUUAUUUCGUUUUAGAAACCGUCGAUAUGUCGCCCUGAAGAUUCUCGUGUCAGAAAUCUCGGGAUCGACAACCGAGCUACGAAUCUUACGCCACAUCACCGAAGUCGCACCAGCAGAAGCCGGCCGGCAUAUCACGCGACUGCUAGGCGAGUUCGAACACCACGGCCCCAAUGGCGUCCACAGGUGCCUGGUAUUUGAGCCGAUGGGUCCGAGUGUGAAUACCAUGGUCGAGGAGCUGCCACAAUUUAAACCUCGCAUGCGAGGAAUGAAGAUUCGCUAUCCUCUUCGCAUGGCAAAGAGCAUCCUCAAGCAAUCCUUGCAGGCUCUUGCAUUUCUCCACGAAAAUGGCAUCGCCCAUGGAGACUUCCAGCCCGGGAACAUACUCUUCACACUUGACGAUAUCGGCUCGACGCCCGAGGACGUGCUCCGGCAAGAGGAAGAUGUACAAGCCGAGUCGAUCUCGCCCCCGGUACAGAGGCUAGACGGUAAAGAAGAUAAGUGGGCUCCUCGUUAUCUUUGCGUUGCGCAGUCGCUGGUGCCCUUUACCUACUACGCCGAAGGCUUCAAGGUCAAAUUAUCCGAUAUGGGCGGCGCAUAUUUCUUUACCGACCCACCAACAAAGCCCGUCACUCCACUCGGUCUCCGAGCUCCCGAGUUAAUUCUUACCGGAGCUGUCGACAACACUCUUGAUAUCUGGAGUUUCGGCUGCCUUGUGUUCGAGCUCAUCACUGGACAGCCACUCUUCUGUAUACCAGGGUCCGACUUUGAAGAUGACGACCAUCUUCUCUCCCUUACUGACCGGCUCGGCGCCCUCCCCGACGAGCUCUUCAAGCAUUGGAAGACCUCGUCGCUGUACUUUACGUCCGAGAGGAAGCUCUUUAAUUGUCAGCUUGGGGGAGUCGCUCCGGGGGGAGAACCGCUUAUGGUGGAGCAGACGUCCAUGGAAGAGUUGUUCGAUCAGGCAGGCCCGGAUCUUGAUGAGGAGGAAGCCCGCAAAGUGAAGGCGCUGAUUCGAUGGAUUUUGCAAUAUGAUCCCGCGAAGAGACCGUCGCCUGCGGAAAUCUUGUCUGAUCCAUGGUUUUGCGAGAUUGACGUUGAGAGCGAGUCAGCCAGGGUAUAG